Molecule: messenger RNA, 1319 nt
Organism: Rhizophagus irregularis DAOM 181602=DAOM 197198
Lineage: Eukaryota; Fungi; Glomeromycota; Glomeromycetes; Glomerales; Glomeraceae
Source: RefSeq, a predicted model, not a curated record
AUAAUUAGAAGCGUAAUAAAAAGUUGUUUAAUAAAAAAAAAUGGUUUCUAAAAAAUUAUUAAAAUUAUUUUCACUUAGUUUAGUUAUAGUUAUUAUUGUUUUCUCCAUUUACUAUGAUGUAAAUAACUUUAGCGCGUAUAUUAGUAAGGUUAGAAAGUCGGAAGAACCGCCAUAUCCUAAAGUUCCCGGAAUAAAAAAAAUCGAUGUAGGAGAAGGCGACGAUACUUGGAUUUUAACUGACAAAAAUGAACUUUAUCACUGGAACCGUUUUAAAAAGACGUUCCUGUAUGAGAGGAACCAUGUUUUCGACUUCGCAGUUGGAUCAGAUGGCAGCAUAGUUUAUAUUGAUGUUUACAAUAGUGUACACAUCAGAGAUUCAAUUAGUUCGUGGCAUAUUAUUUAUGAUUCGAAAUAUUACAAAAUUUCGCGGAUUUCGAUUUGUGAUUAUAAUACAAUUUUUCUUGUGGACACCUUUCAUAACUUAAUUAAAGGUGUCUAUGAUAGUGGAACUGAUCAUUAUAGCUGGGACUUAACACCCGGCCAUUUUUAUCAAGCUUCCUGUGCUUUUCAUGACUAUUCGUUGUGGGCAAUAUGCGAAGAUUAUGUUUAUCUUUAUAUAAAUAAAUUUAAAAAAAUCCUUCGAUCAGAAGUUGUAUUUAUAUACAUUAAAGCACUCUCAAAACAACAUGCAAUUGGAAUUGAUAGUGAUAAUACCCUAUGGGAAUAUAUUAAUGGGACUUGGACUUGGGUUAGAAGUAACGUUAAAAGCGCCUCGAUAAAUUAUAGCAAUGAUAUUUAUUAUGUUGAUAAUAACAAUUUGAUCUAUAAAAAACCAAAAGAUUUAAAAAGUUGAAAACUUUUCGUAUCAUUAUCACGUGAUCAUUGCAAAAUUUUUUGAACAUAAUCAAAAAAAAUUCACAAAAAUCGGCCAGCAUUAUGACAUUGGCUCACAUUAAAAAAUUAGCAUAAUGCAAUUAAUGCAUGAAAAAUAGGAUUUUAUGCACUGAAAAACAUAUAAUUCAAAUUACUGUAAAGUCCCGAUAUAAGCAUUGAAAAUAAGCAUCCCUUACCAGAAUUAUGAUAAUUUUGGCCUACAUUAUGAUGUGCUCGGCUGGCAUUACAUACGAAACAGGGUGCUUAUUAUCAGAAAUGUUUUUAGAAAUUAGCUUUUUUAUACACUAUACCAUUAUUUGCCACAAAUAUAUCAAAUUUGAUAAUUGAUAAUAUAAAUAUUUUUCAAUUAUAUUAUACUUUUUCAUUUUUAUACUAAUUGAAAUUUAUAUAAACAUUAAAAAGUAAAGAAAUAAACUCAAAAUUAU